AUGCCCGGCCUUCUCCUAACUCCAGACACAGAAUUCAAGAAGAUCCAGAUCAAGAAGCUGCAUCCAACAUUCGCGGCCGAGAUUGAAGGUGUUGAUUUCUCCAAGCCAAUUCCGGACGACGUCUUCAGCGAGAUCCUGGCAGCUUCUGCAAAGUAUGGAGUGAUUGUGUUCCGAAAGACCGGGCUUGACGACAAAGGACACGUUGAGUUUUCUCGCCGGUUCGGAGAGUUGGACGAUAUCAGGCCGUACAUGACCAACGGGAGAAAGCCACGAUAUGAAUACUAUGAGCUUUUUGACGCCGGCAAUAUCGACCCCGAUACGAACACUGUCCUGUCACCAGAUAGUCCCCGCGCACAAUACAACAAGGGCAACGCCCUAUAUCACGUCGAUUCGUCGUUCAACCCCCGGAGGGCAUCAUACUCGAUCUUGAAAGCUCACGAACUGCCACCACCAAAUACAGGAGGCCAUACCGGAUUUGCCGAUACGCGGACGGCAUUUGAUGAACUGGAUCCUGAGUUGAAGGCAGAGCUUCUGGAGAAGAAUUAUAUCGGUGCCCAUUCCCUCUAUUCGUCGCGCAAGAAGGCGGCGCCGGAAUACUUCAAAGAUGUCGAUGUGAACAAUUUUCCGAUGCACAAGCAUCGUAUUGUGCAGAAGCAUGAACCGUCAGGUCGAAUGAAUUUGUACAUUGCCGCCCAUAUGGACCACAUCGUGGAUGUAUCACCAGAGAAGUCGAAGGAGCUUAUGGACAAGCUUAUGGCGCACGCCACGCAGGACAAGUAUACCCUCAGUAUUCCAUGGAACGAUCCUGGUGACAUGGUCAUCUGGGACAACACCUGUGUUAUGCAUCGUGCCGAAGGCGGUUCUUUCGCAGGAAAAUACCGAAGAGAUCUGAGGAGGACCACAGUGCACGAUGACAGUUCUGAGGCCUGGGGUCUUAACAGGGCGGGACAGGAUGAGAGACCAGGCUUCGUAUUGUACGACUUGUGA
Molecule: messenger RNA, 987 nt
Organism: Fonsecaea pedrosoi CBS 271.37
Lineage: Eukaryota; Fungi; Ascomycota; Eurotiomycetes; Chaetothyriales; Herpotrichiellaceae
Exons: 3
Coding region: 1-987 (328 amino acids)
Molecular function (GO): oxidoreductase activity
Source: RefSeq, a predicted model, not a curated record